AUGUUUCUGUCUUCGUUUAUUUUAAUCUCGUCCCUUUAUUUAAUUUUAUCUAUCUAUCUAUCUAUCUAUCUAUCCAGACAGACAGAUAAUCCCUUUAUUGUCUCUCUCUCUCUCUAUCUAUCUAUCUACUUAUCUGUCUAUCUAGACAGACAGACACAGACAGAUGAUCUAUCUAUCUAUCUAUCUAUCUAUCUAUUAAUAAAUAAAAUUAUUAUCAUAUUAAACUUUUUUAAAUCUCCUCCUUCUUCUUCUACCACUACUACUACUACUCUUUCUUCUUCUUCUUCUUCUUCUUCUUCUUCUUCUACUACUACUACUACUACUAUUUCUUCUUCUUCUACUUCUUCUACUACUACUACUACAACUCCUUCUUCUUCUUCUUCUUCUCCUCCUCCUCCUUCUCUUAAUACUACUACAACUUCUACCACUUCUUCUUGUUCUUGUUCUUCUUCCCCUGCUCCUCCUCCUCCUCCUCCUUCUUCUUCUUCUUUGUUCCGUGGCGCCAUUCUACGGAACGCUGGAGUGUCGGUGAUAAGCCAUAAACACGCCAACCUUUUCUUUUGUUCUUUUUUUUUCCUCCCCGUUUUGCUUGGUCUCCCUCUUCGCUCUCCUUUUCUUUUCACUUUUUCUUCUAAUCUCUCCUCUUUGUUCUUUUCUUUUCACUUUUUCUUCUCAUCUCCCCUCUUUCUCUUCGUCCACGACUAA
This is a messenger RNA of Acanthosepion pharaonis, 705 nucleotides long. Lineage: Eukaryota; Metazoa; Mollusca; Cephalopoda; Sepiida; Sepiidae. The record is from the annotation of a GenBank genome assembly.